Molecule: messenger RNA, 2253 nt
Organism: Scutellospora calospora
Lineage: Eukaryota; Fungi; Glomeromycota; Glomeromycetes; Diversisporales; Gigasporaceae
Source: the annotation of a GenBank genome assembly
AUGAAUGAACAUUCGGGUGACGAACAUCAAUCAACAAAACGCACACGACUUGAUAAUUUCAACUCAUCAAUGAGUAGCUUCCCGGGUUCUUCUUCUGGAUCAUUACUUGAGGCUUCAAAACAAGCUUCAAAAAAUUAUGUUCCUAUGGAAAUCGGAAAGGAUUUAAUUUUUCCUUCACAUAAGCAGAUCAUUGAUAAGCCAGUUGGUGAUUCAAGCAAUGAAACAAAAGUACCAAUUAAAAAGUUGGUGAUUAGGCCUUUAAAAGUUAAACCAAAAUUACCUGAUAAUUUUGAAGAGAUUACAUGGACUAAACUUCAAGCUGCUAUUCGUGCGAUUCAUAAUUAUCAGCCUGUUAAUGAUAGUUUUGAGGAACUCUAUAAAGCAUGUGAAAAUCUUUGUCUGCACAAAAUGGCCGAUAGACUUUAUUCAAGGCUUCAAGAGGAAUGUGAAUCACAUCUUUUAAAAGAAAAAGAAAAACUCGAUUGUAAUAACUCGGAUGAUGAAGCUUUCCUUCAAGUGGUUGAUCGAUGUUGGCAGGCUCAUUGUGAACAAAUGAGUUUGAUUAGAAAUAUAUUUUUAUAUCUUGAUCGUACUUAUGUACUUCAAACUCCAGGUGUUUCUUCAAUAUGGGAUAUGGGUAUAGAAUUAUUUAGAAAACAUAUAAUGUCAUCUAGCGACGUACGACAAAAGACUUUGAACGUGGAUAAAUCUGACAAUUUAAAUUCACACACAUAUUAUAUUAGGGAUGGCGAUGAGGAAGGACAUCGACUUGUUAGUGAGUACCCUGUUCCAAAGUAUCUUGGACAUGUUAAGUCACGAUUAUACAUGGAAUGGGAGCGAGUCAACAACUACUUGGACAAAAAAACCAGAAAUCCCUUGACGAAAGUUGUUUAUGAUGAAUUGAUCAAAAAACACGUAGAUACUAUUUUAGAGAAAGGCUUUGCUGAUAUGAUGGAAGACGAUAAUGAUAAUGAUGAUAGACAUCUAAAAGAGUUAAAGCUCUUAUACCAACUUCUAUCAAAAAAAACUGGUAUAGCUCUUGUUAACGAUCCAAGUCAAGAACCGGCUAUGGUUACUGAACUCUUAUAUCUUAAAGCUAAAAUGGAUGAAAUCGUUUCUGGAGCUUUUCAAGGCAAUAAUACUUUCAAUUACACAGUGAAAGAAAGCUUUGAAAUGUUUAUUAAUCAACGUCAAAAUAAGCCUGCAGAACUUAUAGCAAAAUACGUAGACCAGACAUUACGACUUGGAAACAAGAGUAUGGAUGAUACAGAUAUUGAAAGAACGUUGAAUGAAGUGUUGGUUUUGUUCAGAUAUAUACAAGGCAAAGAUAUAUUCGAAGCCUUCUAUAAACGUGAUCUUGCAAAACGUCUUUUACUAAACAAGAGCGCAUCAUCUGAUUAUGAGAAGAGCAUGUUAUCAAAAUUAAGAAAAGAAUGUGGUCCGGCAUUCACUAGUAAGCUAGAAGGCAUGUUCAAGGACAUUGAACUAUCUAAAGAUUUUAUGCAGUCUUUUGAAAAUUCCAAGUCUGGAGAGCAAAUAAAAGAAUAUAAAAUUGAUUUAUCUGUUAAUGUAUUGACACAAGGAUUCUGGCCCUCAUAUCCUCCAUCACCGCUUAACAUACCACAAAAUGUGGUACAAUGUCAGCAAAUUUUCAGAGAUUUUUAUCUUAGUAAACAUAAUGGAAGAAAUUUAAAAUGGCAAAAUUCUUUAGGACAUUGUUUGUUAGCAGCAGAAUUUCCGCAUGAAUUAGUUGUAAGCUUAUCCCAAGGGGUGGUCCUACUGCUAUUUAAUGAUUUACCACCAGGAGGAAGGCGGACUUAUGAUGAAAUUAAAGAAAUGUCCGGAAUGGAACUCAAAGAACUAAAUCGUACAUUACAAUCAUUGGCUUGUGGUAAAGUUCGAGUCCUUGUAAAAUAUCCGAAAGGACGUGAUAUUUUUAUUACAGAUGAAUUUUCUAUUAAUGAAGAGUUUGAGGCCAAAAUUUUCCGGAUUAAAAUAAAUGCUAUUCAACUAAAAGAAACGAAAGAGGAAAAUGCGAUGACCACGGAGAGUGUUUUCAUGGAUCGUCAACAUCAAAUAGACGCUGGAUUAGUUCGUAUAGCGAAGAUGCGUAAGACACUUUCUCAUAAUGAAUUAAUUACAGAGCUUUUGGAAAUACUAAAAUUUAAACCUCCGCGAAUUGAAUCAUUGAUAGAUCGUGAAUAUUUAGAGAGAGAUAAAAAUGAUUCUACAAAAUACAAAUAUUUAGCUUAA